GUGACACGCCUACUCCUUCUGAUCACAAUACACAUGCACCACCACAGGUUAUAGGAAAAAGAUGAACCUCAUAGCACAGACCAGACAAUUGCCCCUACAGUUAUUGUCGGGCAAAUGAGGGUCUCCAGUCUCCAUGUUGCGCAUAAUUGUUUGUUACCGGGAGUCAAACUCGUGCAUUACAUCUUUAUGCCUAUCUUUGCCAGCUAAUAUUAAUGCCCUUCACAUUGACUUCUACUCCCAUAGUCCCAUUAUGGGUUUGAAACUGUUUACUUGGAAUACGCAGUGUUUAGCUAUUAUUCCAUUGCUGUGUUUUCUUAACCUGGGGGGAGGAGUAGGCUCUGUGUUUUCUGCAGCCAUGAAAGGAGCUAGUGUUUAUGAGGUUGAUUAUUGCAGGUUUACGAUCUUAAAAAGGGAAAUUGGCUUUGGCCAAGAGCAUCCAUUCACAGCUGGAGAGCUUACAAAUCAUAGUGAUUCCGGCAUUAAGUUUUUGGCUACACGUGCAGGAUGAUCAUCCCUACACUCAAAUCAUUGUUUCAAAACAUUUUUGUUUCACAAAAUUCCCCCAAAAAAUUAGUCCCAAGUAGACUUCUCCCCCCUUUUCAGAAAAAAGAUGCACAUUACAUAUAAGCUAUAAUUGUGAAAUCUAAAAUUUGCACAUUACACGAGAGGAAAAAAACUAAAAUUGGGGCUACUUGCGAUUCAACAGGGGAAGUGCGAUUCAACCAAACGAAUGUAAUUCAGGGAAACAGAGUAAAUUAGGGCUAACAUG
Cuscuta campestris is the source of this 769-nucleotide messenger RNA. NCBI's taxonomy places the organism in Eukaryota, Viridiplantae, Streptophyta, Magnoliopsida, Solanales, Convolvulaceae. The record is from the annotation of a GenBank genome assembly.